GUCCUGAGGUCCUCAGAGCCACUGCAUCGCCUUCGGAGGACAUGGGGUGUAUGGCAAAUCCCCGAGCUGGAAGUUCAGGAUGCAAAGGCCUUGCUGGAACUAUGGCCACUGGGGAGUUUUCUUGUCAUAGGACAUGGCCCCAGCCAGGACUUGGUGCUGAGGACAGGACCUUCCUCAGGAGAAAUAAACACCUACCAGAUCAAGAAAGUUCCCGGAGGUGUGUCUCUGGAAUCUUCUAACCUCUGCAUGCCUGACCUGCCCCAUCUCCUGGCCUUCCUAUCAGCCAGCAGGGAUGUUUUACCUAGAACACUGCUCUUGCCUCCCUCAAGUCUAGGGACAGGGGACAAACACACAGAUCCUCCGCAGACUGGCAGGGUCCAACUCGACAUCUCAGGAAAGGCCCUCUCUGUGGUGAACCAGAUCUCCCUGGAGACACACAAAGGGCAGGGGAUGACAAAACAGGCCCUCCCUGAGGCACCACAAGAAACAGCACACAAAAAUAGCCCAGCCCCCAGGAACCCCACCCCUCACCGCGUCUCCUGGGUGGAAGGGCCACUCAGCCCAGAAGUACACUAUCCUGGGCCAGCUCUGGACAACUUGGUGGAGGAGGAGGAGGUGGAGGUGGAGCACUCCUACAAAGAUGAAGAAGAGGGGCCUGAGGGUGUUCUCACCCUUCAUAUCCAGACUCUGGCCAGAAACUGUAGUAACUAUGUGGCCAAGCAGCUCCGGGGUCUUCAGGCUCGCCUCACCUCAGCAGCAGUAGGCUCCCACGGGCCCGGGGACCCAGCCACAGAGCUGCUUCAGGAUCUACGGCACUUUCUUAUUGACCUCCAGGAUUACCUCCUAAGGGAUCCGCAUGUCAGGGCCCUCUUUGGGAACAGGGGGUCUGGAGUAGCCCAGAUGGACCAGGAUCUUGGCCCCGCAGUAGAGGUGGCCGUGUGCCAGGCGCUGCUGGCACCCCUAAAGCCUGCCCUGUGGACUCGACUGCGCACACUCCGCGCCCAGGAGCUGAGGCUACUCCGGCGGAGACAAAUAGCCCUGAGGGCGGAGGCGGGGCCUCGGGGUGCUCAGGGGGCGGGGUCUGAGGGGCAGGGUCCCGCCUCCACCCUGCGGAGCCGCAUCCACCAGCGCCUGGCGCGCCUUCACGCCGCCUGCGCUCCCCGCCGCAAGGUGGAGCUCCUGCUGGCUGUUUGCAGAGACAUCUAUGCGGGUCUGACCUGUGGCGAGAAUCAAGAGCCCCAGGGGGCUGACGCUUUCUUGCCGGCGCUGACGGAGGAAUUGAUCUGGAGCCCAGACCUUGGGGAGACUCAGCUGGACGUGGAAUUCCUCAUGGAGCUCCUGGACCCGGACGAGCUGCGGGGAGAGGCCGGGUACUACUUGACCACGUGGUUUGGAGCAUUACACCAUAUUGCCCACUACCAGCCAGAGGCGGGACGCGCGCCGCAGGGACUCAGCUGUGAGGCCCGUGCCUCCCUACGACAGUGGCACCGCAGGCGGACGCUGCACGGACAGAACCACGCUGGUACCCAGGCUGACCUGCCGUUUGAGGAGCCAUGGGUGAGGGGAACAGAGCCCGGGAACCACUGA
Messenger RNA from Chrysochloris asiatica (Cape golden mole), 1587 nucleotides. RefSeq names its product Ras and Rab interactor-like (gene RINL). Gene Ontology annotation, biological process: vesicle-mediated transport. The record is from RefSeq and is a predicted model, not a curated record. Gene Ontology annotation, molecular function: small GTPase binding; guanyl-nucleotide exchange factor activity. Lineage: Eukaryota; Metazoa; Chordata; Mammalia; Afrosoricida; Chrysochloridae. The transcript has 10 exons. Bases 247 to 1587 code for a protein of 446 amino acids. Gene Ontology annotation, cellular component: cytosol; endocytic vesicle.